AUGACAAUUAAAUAUCGUUUCUCGGACAUGGAACAACAUAAAGAGUCGCAAUCACACCCCAACUACUUAUGUACAUUUCAUGAAAUCUGUUUUGGUAUGCCAGCAUUGUUUGCAGAAUAUUUACAUUUUAAAACUUCUCAGUUGUUCCUGUUGUCAUAUCAGAUUUCAUCCGAAAAAAGCGUUUUUGCAUUCAUUUAUGUGUCGUCUCGUGUCGCUUUGUUGCGUCUGAGUCAAUAUCAGAAUGAAGCAAUUGUCUACCGAUGCUUCCACUUGUUUCGUCCACAAAUUUUAAGCCAUUGA
Molecule: messenger RNA, 300 nt
Organism: Clunio marinus
Lineage: Eukaryota; Metazoa; Arthropoda; Insecta; Diptera; Chironomidae
Source: the annotation of a GenBank genome assembly